UGACCAUGUCCGGUGCCACUCCACGGUGAUUCCCCUGAUACUCUCUCUUUUUCUCUCUGUCUCUUUGUCUCUCGCCUCCUCAGGUUAAUCAUAUACUUCGAUGGCGGGAAUACGGUUGCAACCGGAAGAAGCCGACCUCACACAGCACCAAACCCGAGCUACCACUGCUGAUCUGGUUUCCGACGACGAGAGGUCCGUCGCUGCCGACUCCUGGUCCAUAAAGAGCGACUACGGAAGUACUCUCGACGAUGAUCAACGCCACGCAGAUGCCGCCGAGGCUCUCUGCUCUGCUAACUUCCGCGCCGCUUCUGAUUACAAUUCUGACAAAGACGAGGCAGAUGGUGAAGGUGGGGCAUCAAUGCUUGGUCUUCAGACUUAUUGGGAUGCUGCAUAUGCAGAUGAGUUGGCAAACUUUCGUGAGCAUGGCCAUGCUGGUGAAAUAUGGUUUGGGUCUGAUGUAAUGGAUACCGUUGUUUCUUGGACCAAGAGCUUGUGCAUUGAGAUCUCACGAGGUCAAAUUCCUAAUCACAUUGAUGACAUCAAGUCUGAACCUGGUGAACAGGGUGAUAAAUAUUUGUCUAGCUGGAGUGUACUUGACAUUGGAACUGGCAAUGGUUUGCUCCUUCAAGAACUUGCUAAGCAGGGGUUCUCUGAUUUAACAGGAGUUGAUUAUAGUGAAGGGGCAAUCGACCUUGCUAGGAAUCUUGCUGAUCGUGAUGGUUUUUCCAGCAUCAACUUUUUGGUUGAUGAUGUUCUUGAAACAAAGAUAGAAAGAAAGUUCCAGCUUGUCAUGGAUAAAGGAACUUUAGAUGCCGUUGGAUUGCAUCCUGAUGGUCCUAUUAAAAGGAUCAUGUACUGGGAUUCUGUUUCAAAGUUGGUUGCAUCUGGUGGAAUAUUGGUGAUCACGUCAUGUAACAAUACAAAGGAUGAACUGGUGCAAGAAGUGGAAAACUUCAACCACAGGAAUAAUCCAUCUCAAGGAUUAGAGAGUCAGAAGGACCAAGUAUCUGGAGAUCCUCCUGUAUUCCGAUAUCUCAAUCAUGUUCAAACGUAUCCCACAUUCAUGUUUGGUGGAUCAGUGGGAUCACGUGUUGCUACUGUGGCAUUCCUUCGGAGCUAAACGUUGAUUUGCUGCUAUCUUGUUUUAUAGGCGUUAAUGUAUCUGUAUGUUGGGAAGUCGUCCCUUCCAAGAAAACUUACUGAUUUCUGUGUUUAAAGAUUAUUGAAUCCAAGAUUUGACACAUUAGUGGUAGUUUGAAACAUUCAACAGAUUCACCAACAAUGCUGAAAUUAUGUGCUUUGUGCUGA
Manihot esculenta (cassava) is the source of this 1308-nucleotide messenger RNA. Its product is annotated as EEF1A lysine methyltransferase 2. The record is from RefSeq and is a predicted model, not a curated record. Bases 101 to 1120 code for a protein of 339 amino acids. Gene Ontology annotation, molecular function: protein-lysine N-methyltransferase activity. Gene Ontology annotation, biological process: peptidyl-lysine monomethylation; peptidyl-lysine dimethylation. NCBI's taxonomy places the organism in Eukaryota, Viridiplantae, Streptophyta, Magnoliopsida, Malpighiales, Euphorbiaceae. The transcript has 7 exons. Gene Ontology annotation, cellular component: cytoplasm.